AUGGCGCUCCGGGGACGUCUCUCGACGUCGUCUCCCGCGACGCGCGCGGCGAGGGUGGCGUUACGGUGUCCGAGAAAACGUUCCUCGGCGACGCGGUUUUUCAAAGCGCGCGCGAGCGCGAGGGCGACGGUUUCGGAGGAGACACCUUUCACAUUGUCGAAGUCGAUGGUUCGCACGACGUCUCGACGCGCGCUCGGGCUCUCGAGCGCGCUCUGGGUGGUCGUCGGAUUUGAUGGACCCGCCGCGCGCGCAUCGAUGGGAUCGAUGAGCGCAUUCGAUGCGCUCGAACGCAGAGCAAAGUCGGCGUAUUACGCGCGCGACUUGUCUGGAGCGCUCGACGCGCUCACUGCGAUCAUUGAGCUCGAACCUGAAGAGCCAGUGUGGCGAGAGAGACGGGGGCAGGUGUACGUGGACCUGAAGCGGUUCGAGGACGCCAUCGUGGAUUACGAUUUUGCAGAAAAGAAGUAUGAGAAGGAGUAUCGAUCGCUCGGGAUGUUAUCGAACAGAGCGCUCGCUUACGAAGGGCUCGCGCGAUGGCGCGAGGCCAUAGAGAACUACAGCGAGGCGAUCAAGUACAGUGAGAUGAUUGGUGCGGUGCCACCGUACGUUUUGAACUCGCGAGGAAAUUGCUACAACUCGGUGGGGGAGUACCAGAAGGCGCUUGUCGAUUAUGAGAGAGCGGCUGAAAUUUUCCAGCAGUCGAGAAACCUGAGCGGGGCGAUUUACGCGGCGUCGAACGCGGCACUGAUGAAAGUCGAACUUGGUCGAGUGGACGAGGCGAUCGAGGAUAUGGAAAAGGUGAAGCGACGCGCGGCGGGGUCAGUGGACAUGCGCGCAGCUCUCGCAGCGCUCUAUUGGUCACGAGGAGACGAGCAGAGAGCCGAGGACAACUGGAAUUGGUCAUGCGAAAAAAUCAACAGCGGGCAGCUCGCAGAGGGUGGCCCCGUGCUGGAUGGGUGCGAACUCUACCGCGACUAUGAUUGGCUCGCGCGCAUUCGUCGAUGGCCGCCAUCCAUGGUUGAACGGUUCCGCAAGUUCAUUUCACUGACGCCUCCUUGA
This is a messenger RNA of Ostreococcus tauri, 1059 nucleotides long. RefSeq names its product Tetratricopeptide repeat. The record is from RefSeq and is a predicted model, not a curated record. The transcript has a single exon. The coding region runs from base 1 to 1059 and encodes 352 amino acids. Gene Ontology annotation, molecular function: protein binding. Lineage: Eukaryota; Viridiplantae; Chlorophyta; Mamiellophyceae; Mamiellales; Bathycoccaceae.